GGGUGAAAAUCACCCAAACACGAGCCUGUAGGAAAAAGCAGGUUUUGGAUCAGGGAACUAGAUAUGUCUUUAAAGAUGUCAAAGGCAAUGUUGAAGCUACCCAGAGACCAAUGAUACUCAGAAAAACACAACAUAAUGGAAUCACAUAAACAUGUUUGGUCAAGUUAAAAUCACCCGGCGAUAGUGUUCUAGGGUUAAUAGAAUUACUGCUAGGAGCAGGCAAAAUGGAACUAAAUAAACUUUUGAGUUUACUUUUGUGGAAAGCAAUGCAGUAAAUCCCACUUUUACAUGCAUUUCUAUUUGUUGCACUAUUUUGAGUCAAACAUGGCGUGUUUGUUCAAUUUCAACAAUUUGCAUUGACUGACUUUGUAAAGUAACAUUUAAAAUUAACUAUAUUAAAUACACAUACCUCAGUAAAGAGUCUAACAGCUAUUCUGAAUAGAAAAACAUGGAUUAUGGAAAAUACAAUGUAACAUUUUUUUCUUUUUUUUUUUACCCAAAUCAACUGUUUCAAACUUGUAUUUAACCUGCACUGCCAGCGGAUAUGUAGUUUGUUCACUUCAACAGCUGUUUGAGUGAAGUUAAGGGUCAAGUUCCGAUAAAAUUUUUAUAAAAGAGACACUUGAAUCAAGUAAAGUAAAGCUUGUUUUCUUUUAAAUGUCCUGUGUGAUGAGCGGAGGAAACGGACCAUACUGUUGUCAACUUCCUCUCUCACUUUUCUUUUUUAAUGUAAAUCUCCAUUUCAGGCCUACCGACAAACACUUAAGACGGCUUUGUAGUUACAUUCAAACCAAUUACGUUAUUAUGGCUUGUUAUAAUGCGAUUACAGAGCCUGAUCCCGGAGAUUGUCCCUUUAAGAAGAAGUGAGAGUGAGAGGAGGUGGUGCGGUUUCACACCCCGGGGUGGGAAACAUGGGCGGGGCCAGAAACCUCUGAGUGACAGCCGCUCACAGGUUCUAGAACACCCUGAUGCGCGAAGAGCUCGAAACGACCAAUGAGGUUCGGACUCGACCCGCCCAUCAAACCUAAACAGCCAAUCAAAACGAUUGUAAGGCGGACCUUGGAAUCGCUGUUGUGCAUCCAACGUGGGACUACGGAGCGAUCACCCAGGAAAAAAAGAAAAAGUAACUCAAGAAAGGAAAAAACUCAUGGUGGUAGUGCACGGACUUGGAAGGAGGGGGGACUCUAUUUUGCUAUUAAUCGGAUCGUCGAUAUUUUGUGACCACAGACUGCACCUGAUAAGCUGUUGGUGGAGUUCUUCUGGAAAGGACCGUGCGCUUUCCCAAAGUUGGAUUUAUCGAGUUACGGCAGCGAAGUGCAGCGGCGGAGAUUGGACGAUAUGCAGCGCUCGGCUUCACACAGCAACGCCGGAGUUUUCGGGCUCUAACCCUGCGGGGUUUUCUACUUAUUCGCUUCGACUUCAAGUUUGUAGGGAACGUUUUAUAACUGCGUAAUAACUCACUGUAACUGUUUGGCAAAGUUUUCAACAGUUCCCCCGGUGUUAAAAGCCACCGGGUGCAGUGUCCUUUAACAAUUUACUGCUGCAUGUUUUCAAACAUGUCACCAAAAAGAAGCUAUCCUGUCCAGAUAAAGCUCAUUUUUUGACUUAAAUAUAAAGUAGGUUCGUUGUAGUCUACUCUUGAUGGUUAAACUGUGAAUCACCUUUGAUUUUUCGAGCCCGCGUCCGACACCAGAGGAGAAAGUUGGACUGGGAACUUCUGUCUCAGUGACUGCAACUGCUAUGGAAAUCGUUUUACUACACCACAGGUUGUACUAGCCCCUGUGCUAAAAAAGAAGACCAUUAAUGUGCCGUCAAAGGCAUCCAGUCUCCUCAAAGCUACAUUAAUAUUCACAGUUUGCGGGUACGAGGAGAGAGAGAGAGAGAGAGAGAGAGCUCAGCGGCCGCGCUAUUAAAACUGGAUACAAAAUGGCGGCGUCCCUGGGACGAUUUGGAUAUGUUUAUGGUUUUGUUUUUUAUUUAUUUUUAUCGCUCGAACUGUUUAUCACUUAUGGAUUGAGUUCAGACUCACCGUGUGCCCUGAACUGUACCUGCAGCGGAGAUUCAGUGGACUGUAGUGGCGUGGAGCUGACAGCUACGCCUCUGGACCUUCCAGUCCGGACCGUCUCCUUGUAAGUAAAGUGCUCACUUUGCCCUUGCCUAUUUAUUGACCAGCCCAAAACAGGAGAAGAGAGUUUAAAAGUAGAGAAAAGUUCACUUAAACAGAGAAACUUUUUUCUCCUUUUUAACAGUAACCCAAACAGUGUGCAGGCGUGUAGCUCUGAGUUGUUUGUUGUUCCUCCGCCUGAUGAGAUUUUUGUGGUUCUGCACUUGAAUUGCAUAAUAUUGUCUAUUAACUGUAGCGAGAGACAGGCGAAGCUGCUCCAUUAGUUAAGUCUAUUUUCCUCUUCAUAAUAACUCUCAGCAAGUUUCAUGUGUACAUGAAAACCGACCCCCUUUUACUGAUGUUAUGUCCUCUCUGCAAAGACGGUUCUGCCAAGUCACGAAUACGGUUCCCCCUUUUCCUCUUAACAACUAAAAACAGGUUUGUGUUGAAAUAUUAAGUUUGACAUCAGGAUAAGUUCAGUAGUUUUAUUACCUGUGGGUAAGUUUAAUGUAUUAUAAGGGUUUCUUUUGAGAAGUGGCUCAGUGACAGAAAUGUAACAGGUGUCAUUGAAACAGAUCAAUCCUUUCAUGCCUUUAGGUUGUAUUCAAUGGAAAAAUGCCUGGAGGGACAUUUAUAUAUUAAAGUAUAAUAAAAGAUGUGUGUAUUUGCUCUGAGAAAGUCCCAGUAGUUGCCAGCAGAUCUUUAGUGUCUCUAAAUUUGAUUCAUUUAUACAGACACGUUUAAGUAAUUUUAUCUCUAACCUCAAAAUUACGUUAAAUCUGGUAAUUUUUAUUAUGCCAGGCUGUGUAUUUUUAGUUUUAAAAUAAUUGCAUUUCUUUUUCUUACACAUAAAUAGCACAUUUAUCUAAAAAUGUUCUCACCUUUUUCAGGUUAGAGUGAACAAACUGUGUCUUCAGGGGGAUAAAACAAAAAGAGCCAAACAUGUCAUAACAGAUAAUCCUCUCCUUUAUUCAGUCAGAUUUAUGACAGGUAUUACCCAAAUUCCAUUUUCUUGUUGCCAGCCACAGUUGACAAAUUGCGUUUCUUGGAAAUUAAGCAGUGAUUCCCCAGGAUAAGACUGACAACAAUUGCAGCCCUUGUCUGCCUGCUUGUUUAGGAAAUGAGUCAAUUUGAGGCAUUUUUAUGGAACAUCCCUCAGUGUUUAGGGAACUUUAGCACUUAUCAGGCUAAAUGACACAAUUUAUUUACAGACAACACAGCUCUCUGUCCUCCCAAUCUACAUUUUGGCUCAAACCGCAGUUUACUGCAACCACUGUGUCCAAUGGCAAUUGUGACAAUUAGGCAUCUUAUUACAAAAUUUUCAGCAUGUGUUUGUUUGAGUGUUUCUGAGAAUGUGGGGUUGAAGACCAAAAGACUCGUCAGCUCCCAGGUUCCCGUUUUAGGUGGGUUGUCUUCCCCUGAGAAGUGAGGAAUGCAACUUUAAAAAGUCCUCUAAAAACAUGAAUAACGGCACUUGUGCCCGGGUAGCCUCAUUGCCCUGAAGCACCACUUAGCCAAGUUCAAGUGCAGAGGCUGUUUAUAAUGCAUGCUCUCUGUCACACUGUUUCUCCUGUCCUCGCAGACUAAAAGACAACCGAUAACUACUGUCUGAAACAGCUGCUCUUAAACUUUUAGUUUGUGCAGAAGUUGUCUCAUGGUCCUGCAUGAGCUUUGACUCGCUUCAACUCUACUCCUCUUAUCUCAGCCAAACCUUAUCGGCAGAGAUUUAAGCAGCCGCAAUCUGGCUGUUUUCAAAGGGAAUGGCUUUAUGGCUCUGAAUUAUCUAUUUAAACACCUUGGUUGCAUAGUUCCACAUGACUUGAGAUAGUCACAUUAUGUUGGCAGCUAACUCAAAGAGAACCAGCUCUUUUCCUCUGGGAUCUGUAAACGAGUCAGAUUAGCUGAUGAUUACUGUAAACCCAAUGAGACAAGUAUGGACAAUUUCACAUGUGGCCCAGUGUGAUCCCAUUACAGGUACCUCAAGCCAAGUCCUGCACACUUAAGUGGACGAAAUGACUUUUUGUGUUCUGGGCUGAAAGUUGUUAUUUUAGUUUUUCAGUGCUGCUGGUAAAGCAAAGGUUACAGAACAGCGACAUAGAAAUCGUCUUAUCCAGUCAGUGUAAUCACAGCGAGCAGAGGAAGAUGGAUGGAGUUUCCUGUCAGAUCUCAAGAUCUCUCAGUUUUCAAAAAGCGCAUCUGGUUUCUUCAAAUCAGUAUGAUACUGAUGGAUUGUUCACUGUCAAAAAUACUCAAGUAAAACAGCAAAGGAAGUGCAGUUGAUAAAUAUAUAAAAGAGUGAGAUAAGACAAGUUCAUUUAUAAUUUUAUAAUAAUAUAUAAUAAUUUUUAAUCCUGAGGAACAACCCUGAUCUGAUGAGUCCUGAUAAAAGUUACAGUUUCAGCAGCUCUCUGAGACAGGCUAGAGCUUGACCAUACAGUCCUCUAACACAAUGAUGAGAGCCUGAUGUUGAUCAGAAGCCAUUGCAAAGACAAGGAAAGAGGAAACAUAACCUUUCUGAUGAUUUCUUCAGCAGGUUAGCACCAGCAUUUUGAACCACUGCUAAGGCAUGAGGAAAGAGAGAGGUACAGUAAUACAGCAGAGGACAGCUCUCCUUCCUCUGUCCUCUACAUAAUGAGACAUAAGACUUUUAGGACCAUCUGAGUAAUCAUAACCACCUGCAGGAUAUGACUGUUGAACAAGUAACCUAGAACACUCAAGGAAACCCGACAUGAUUCAAGCUUACAGUACAUGGAUCAUUCAGAGGCUUUCCUGUCUGUAAAAACUGAAACAGUUCAAACACAGAGCUGAAAUUAAAUGUAGGGUUCCCAAUGUUUUGUAGGAUUGCAGUGUCAUGUUUUUGUGGCACCGAUACAAGCUCUUUCCAGAUAACACCGCAUUCAUUCCUCAAAGGAUAGCAGCUGUAUACCCUCAUACUUUCAUCCCAGGUCGAACUCAAGUGUAUGCUUUUUGGCAGUAAUGCAUUUUUUGCUUUUAACUCUGUAGAAGUUUCUUUUUCUGAUGGAUCUACAAGGAGAAUGAUCCUCUCUUUAUUUGUCUCCUCUGUGAACUCUCUCAGCUGAAGAUGUAUGAAGUGGCAUUAAGUAGGCAGCAGGACUUCUCACCUCCUACUCUCAGUCAGCACUGUUUUCACUGCACUUCCAGAUGUGAUGUAGGAGUCUUGUGGUAAAAGUUUAUUAAUAUUUCAUUUGACUCUAGCGGUGGUGUCGUCACAGCUGGAAAAAAAGGCAAUAAUUAUGUCUUCGAUUUGUGAAAAUAUUCACCUAAUAAUAAGAGAGAGUGUUAAAGUUGAUCUGUAGAAGAAGGUCAUGAAGGAGAUAUUUUAGCACACCUAUUGUUAAAGUAGAAUUCACUGUAGUGUGAUAGGAUCUUAUUACAAUAUCAAUGAAUUCAAAAUAAAGUCAUCUCUGUGCCUGACCUGAAGUUACAGAGCUGCUGUAGCUUCUUUUAACCCUCUGCAGUCCUGAGUGUCUUUGUCACUCGUGUCCUUUGCUGUUUGACUUCAGUGCUUGUGACACUGAACAAUCUGACCGCCAGCCUCGGAGGUUUGUCAUUUUUCUGAUUGAUGAAUAGCUGAAGAAGAUUCAAAGCAAGUUUACCGCCGCACAGUCACAUAUUCCCUCUGAAGAGUGGUGCCUUAUCGUAUUUGCGGCCCUGGUAAUGUGAAUAAAAGGCACUUUUGCCCACAGCACCACAGGCAUAAUGGGAUUUUGCGGGUAAAUAAGAGCAUGAACGUUGCAAAUUUUGGCUGAGAUUACUGUGCUUGGAUAGAGAUCAAGCAGAUACAGAGUGUCUGUUUGCCAGCGCCUCUUUGUCUUUUCAUGCAAGAUUGUAAAAUUCCUUUUACAAUUGUAAAAAGUUUCACUUUCAUGAAGGGAUUUAUUUUGUUUUUGUUCACUUCUUGUUUCGCAAGUUCAACAGAUGCCUGAUUCAGUCGUCUCCUUUUGUGAGCUAACAUUUCUCCAGUGGUUAGCCAAGUUUCCCAUAAUGUUUAGUAUAGAGCAAAUGUUCUGCUACAGCUAAACCCCAAGUCGUAGCCUUCGACCUCACAGCACAGCCUUAUUGGUAAACACCACCCCCAACAGUUGGUUUUGGCUUCUGCCCUCAGGAUAUGGGUUUGUGUUGGUGGUUUCCUGGCAGGAGCUCAGAGCUCAGCUGGCUGCUUGUGGACGGGUCCGCAGAGGGUGGGGCUGUGGAUCACCUGGCCCCGGGGGGAAUACGAGGGGACGUGGGGGGGAGAGACAUUUUCCGCCUGCUGCAUGGAAGUGCUUUGUCAAUGUCACGGUCUGCUGCCGCUGUCGCUGCCGCUGCCUCCAGGCUGGUUCUACUAGUCGGUGAGAGUCCUGUCAGUGGUCAGAAAACCUCAACCACUGUCACACAUGUUUAAACACACUGAGGAGAAGCAGAGGAAAUGAAACGGCACAGCUCUAUCAUGUACUGUCACACACAAUUCCUUUGUUUUUAAGGUUUGUGUUAUUUCAUUUAACAUCUUAAAAGCAAGCAGAAGAACUCUUGGCCGGAGGAGACUUGUGCUUGUGUUUCCAUCAGUGUUUGGUCAGUAAGUCUGAACUGCACAGAGGCUUCUCCUCUUCCUUUAACAGGUGAACAUUUCAGCAGCAGCACUCAGCAGGGCUCAGCUACUUGUGGUUACUGAGGCAUUUCUAGCUGCGCAGCCUUGUAAUCUUGUGGUAUUGGGGGUAAUUACAGUAUGUUUGUUUAUUGUUAUAGUUUCCCCUAUGGUGUCACUUGAAUGUCCUGUUGCAGAUAUUUCCGAGUGUUUGGAAAGCUUUAGGAUGAUAUUAUCACUGGCACUGAUUUUUAUCGGCUGUUUUUCCUCUUAUCACUCAGUUUGGUGUAAAAAAGUAAAGGGACAGGGUAUGUCACUUUCAAUCAGCAGUGUAGUUUUUAUUGGAAGUGAUGCUUUUUUUUUUAUCAGAUUGGGAAGAUUCAUGCAAAACUUUGCACAAAUUAAGCAGGAACAGCUAAGGUUGAGCCCCUGCUCUAAUAAGAGGAGAUAAAGUCUGACAUUAACAUGAAGAUAUGGGAUGAGCUCAUGGCCUCACUCUGGCUUUAAUGACAAUCAAACAGCUGCUGCUGCAAGUCAUUCUGCAGGAAUCCAGUCAGCAGAAUAGAUGGCUCUUUUGUGAAGACACUUCAGGGCGCCAAGUUUUUUCUUUCCUUUUCUUUCUUUCUUUCCUUUUUUUUUUUUUUUUUUUACCUUCUCUCUCUCUCCCCCAAAGUCGGUGUCUACAAAGUGGGCUCGAUCGAUGAAUCAUCUGUGAAUUCUCCACAUCUGUUAAGAGUUUGGAAAUCUGGAGAAGAUGUUUGAAAAAAAAAAAAAAAAAAAAAAGCGUGACUUGGAAGGAGUGGAAGAGGUGCUGUGUGCAAGUGAAGCAGCUUCUCCCAAGAAAUGGAGUGAUCUUUGGAGAAGUGAGUGGAGCUUUGAGUCCACAGAUCAGCCAAAUGUUUUCUCUCUCUCUCUCUCUCUUUAUAUUAGCCUCUUUUCUCUGAUUGAGAUUGGAGACGCUCCUCUGUCUAGACUGCUUCAUUUUUUGCAUAUACACUGAGAUUGUUAAGAAAGUACAGUCCAAUAUUGAGACGCUUGAGGGUAAUUGUUGCAGAAUAAUGCUUUGAAAGUCAAAUAAACAAAGUGUAGAAAAGAACUGACAAACGGUCGCUUUGUAGACUUUGAAGUCGAGAGCAGCGGGUCAAGUCUGCUCGGCCUCAGUACAGAGACAUCCAGAUCUAAUGUUAUUGUUCAGAUUAAUUGUACAGAGUCAUUUCCUUUUACACAUAAUGAAGUAAUCUGGCACCAUUUAUGAUAAAUUACAUUGUUAUCACGCGUUGAAUGCAGAUGUAUGUCACACGCUGUGUUUGGAGAGCGCGUGUUCACACACAGUCACGACUGUUACCGCGCUUUUCAUCUGGAGUGUCCAGGCUGGCGUCAUCAGGCCUGGUCGUGGGUUCAAGCACCGCCCCAGGCUAGUGUGUAGAGCCUUCUCCCUAUUUGUUUGGAGCGCCUCGGCUUCAGCCCCCCGAAACCAGCAGCAGCGUGAAGAAUGGUCCUGCACAUGGCCCCAAGAUGUGGCCCUUCUUCCUGCCUCGGAAAACUUCAGAAACUGAGUCACGCUCCCUCCUAGCCUGGCUGAUUUCAAAGGCUGGAGCUACUCCUUUGUUGAGUUGUGUGUGUUAGGUUGUGUGUGUGUGUUUGAGGAAUCUGUAAUGCAAAUGGUGAAAUAUGCCGAUCCCAUCUGCGCUACAUUUCUCUGAUCCCGCACCUUAGAGCUCCUCUACCUCCCAGGAUCUAACACUCAGUGGUGUUUCGCUCCAAUUCUAGCUUAUCACGCCCAUCAUUAUUAUUGCAGAUCUUGUUGGUCGGCUUUUGCUUUUAACCUUGUCGGUGCUGAUAAGAUAGAAGCUUUGUUCUGCCCGUUUCCUUCCUCUGUUUGGCUUGUGUGUAAAAUGGUGGCCCUGGAGCUGGUGUGAGCUUUGUGUACACUCUCACUGCAGUUGCCUGGCUAUAAACUGGGCCUUAAUGACAGGAAGACUGGUGUGUGUGUGUGUGUGUGUUUGGGUGCGUAUAUGUGUGUGUCCGCCUGGCCCCUCUGACACUCAGGUUAUUAUUUGACUGGUUUUAUGAUGCUCUGAAAUCGACCACAUUAAAGGGCCUUUGUCUCACAGCUCCACUACAGAAGGCUCAUUCCUGACAUCACUUCACACUCCGAGUGGGCAAAGUUCACUCUGCAUUUAUGUGUGAUAAAAACAGGAGAGAUAAUGAUGAUAAAUCUCCAUAUGUGUGGGUCCCUGCCCCCCCUCUGCCUCUCUCCCACACACAGACUGCGUGCUGACUUACAAGCAUAGUGUCAUAUGCGAUGACAUCACUCGCGUACUCCCAGCUUUCCUCUACUCCCACAGCACCCAUAACACAGCUAUUUUUUAAAGCCUUUUAAUGAGUUUUAUAUGUCGGAUCAGCUUCACAGUCCAGCUAUGACGCUCCAGUGCAGGCGCUUAGCCUCAUUUUUCUUCCUGAGACACUUUGCUUAGUCAGACGGGCUUAUUAGAAGUUUAUCACAUUGUCUUUUUUAAGGCUUUUACCGGCAGGCUUACAUCGAAGCUAAUGCCUCCGAUUGCUCACGCAUCCCUACAGUAGUUUGCAGAUUAUCAGAUGAUCUUACAAGCACAGAUGGGAAAAAGAAAAGACAGAUGCUCUCCAGAAGUUACUGAGGCCACAGUUCACAUCUAUCAAACAAACAGCCUGUAAACCCCAUGCCAAGUUAGUAUAUUCAUGGUAAUGGAAGGAGAGGGAAAAGCAAGGGGCCGCACCUCUGAAAUCUUUUAAGAGUAUCUGUAUUUAUUAGGGGUGUCCCGAUACGAUAUUGAUAUUGGAUAUCUGUCCGAUAUCGGCCGAUAUUGAAGGCUACAAUAUCGGUAUCGUAUCGGAAAAAAAAAAGUUGUAUCGGUACACCCCUAGUAUUUAUCCAUCAACAGCGGUAUGUUUCUCGUAACUGCUUCAGAGCAACAGGCGGUUGGUUAUUAGUCUCUGAGAUCAACAGUUGUCUCUCUUAUCGCCCUUUACUUGACAUUUAUUAUUGCCCUGAUACGAUGUUUUUACUUCCAUUAUGAUAUUGUUGCUGUCAGUAUUGGCGAAUAACGAUAUCGAUCCAAUAUUGGCACAUACUUGUGCAUGACAAGUUUUGCACUCAGCUGCAACAUCUUUUUUGAUGUCAGGUGACCGAUAUCGAACCGAUAUCCGAUAUCAAUAUCGGAUUGGGACAUCCCUACCAUUUAUGACCAAGCCUUCCCUGCUUAUACUUCACUGUCUCUCAUUGUGGAUCAUUUUUUUGGUUUGUCAUAUGCAGCGAGGUGUUGAGUGUAGUAUAUUUUGUCUUUGCAAGCGUGCUGAUAGAAAACCAAAAUAUUUUGUUCUGUGCAGUUUAAAAUAAAAGUAAUAAUAAGUAAUAAAAGUAAUGUUUGGUUGUGGUUUAUUGACACUUGUUUGACUUUAUAUAGUUGUAUAGUGCCUUCAGUAUGUUUUCUGCUAAAUGGCUUGUUUGUUUUAGUUCAGUUAAAAUGAAUUCUGUAAAACAACUCGUCAGGCAGCAGUCAUAACAUAGUCAUCAGUUUGUUAUUCUGUCUAAUUUCCUUUUGAGAUCAUGAAUAAUUCAGUUUCAUGUCCUCUGACUGUCACUAAAGGCUCACCCAGCAGCCGUGCAGAAGUCUGAAAAGUUUGCCUUUAGUGUGAAGAUACCUCUUUGGCACAAUCUGCAGUUUUCACUUUGUUGUCGUACCUGAAGAGCUUUUGAGUCGAAUCCUAAAGUCAAACAGUCCUGCCCAUGUAUAUAAAUGAGAUGUAACACAUGACGGAAAGCUGGGUAUGAAGCACGAAGGCAAACGGCUUUGUAGUUGUUUUUCUUUCAUAGUUGAUCACAGUGACAGCUCAGAUUUGAAGUUUACUUCCUCCUCUAUGCCUUGAACUUGUGUAAUUUUGUUUGCCGUUGCUGGUUUCUGUGCAGGAAGUUUGACAUCUUAUCUGGGAGCUUCUCGUUCUCCUCUUUUUUGGCGUGAUCAUUUUUUAAAAAAUCUCCUAAAGACUAAAACUCAAAUGGCUUCUUAGCCUUUUGACCCAGCAAAUUGCACGAUUGUAGGAUCACAGCAUUAACUAAACUAAGCUCUGGAAACGCUCCCCACCCCACCUCCUUCUUCAGGACAGAGAAAGGAGGGCAGAAAAGGGAGGGAACCCAGCGUUAUCUGCAUCACUUUAUACAGUAGGUGUUAAAACGCUGUGAAACUUAUCUGAUCUGAUAGGCAGGAGAAUAAAUCUAGCUGUCUGGGAAGGAGAGAGAAAGGACUCAGUUAUGUAAACAUCAUAGGUGAGGGAGAGGGAGGCACAUGCGUGCUUGCAAACACACACACAAAAGAGACCAGUUUGUUUGUUGCCGUGGCCUUUAGCACCAGUAUGGCAGGUUUGACUCUCAAAUGUUACUUGCUUUGUUCUGUUUCCCUCCAGUCUUUAUUCAGCUUUGACUUUCAUGCCUUUGACCAAGUGAAAUGCAAAUUUCUCUCUGGAGGCUCAGUCGUUGAACUGGUCUGUAUCUGCUUGUAAGUUCAGCCUAGCGUUGAACGUCUUAACCCAUUUCAUGCCAAAAUGGAGGCUGACGAUAACAAAACGCAACCUCUGAGCCAUGCUGGUGUGUGUCAGGUGUGUGUGUGUUACACCCACGCCGGUUGACUAUACGUACCUCCGGGCAGAGUCCGCCCAUAAGAAAGCAGUGUGAUUUUUCACUUAGCUGCUCCAUAACGAGGUAAUUGCCUCCUGUUGCAGGGGACGACAAUUUAAGUGAUGGAGGCCACAAUGGGAGGUACCCUAGUAAAAGGAUUAUAACAUAGACACACAUGCACACCUCCCUGUCAGACCUGUGCCUGGAGGGCAGAAACAUGCUCUGCUAUUAUCUUGUCACAGAUAUACACACACACGGGGUAGAAAGCUUCGGGGAGGGAGACUGUCAUUAUCUGCAAUCAAGCACACAAGACAAGAAAGGGAAAUCUGUCAAGUGAAGCGCUGAUUGAGAUUGAUAGGGAUAAACGGGAUUAAAAAGUUGAGUGUCGAUAAAAUAACAGGCUUUUCGCCAGUUUUUAUGAGCCAAGUCUUCUUCCCUCUCCCUCUAAAUAAUCCAUUCUUUUGCAUCAGAGUUUGCCUCAUCUCCUCCGCCUCGGCGGUCUUUUAAGGCCACGACGGUACAAGAGGAUGAGGAAUGUGUUGCAUCAGGUAAAAAGUGUCCCCAGUCUCUGGGAACAAGCAGCCAUCUCUCAGCGGGCCUGUGAAACAUUCCUGGGCUGUCUCUCACGUCUGGACAGAGGGAUGGAGGGGCGGGAGGCAGGCGGCUCAGGGCUGUGGGCUCCCUUUGUCUCGCCCAGCCCUAACCCUGCCACACAAACACAAACAGCACUCUCACUGCGGCCGUCCCUCUGCCAGAAAGCCGGCUGUGUGCCAGCCAGGCAGGAGGUAUACGUGCAUAUGUGUGUGUGUGUGUGUGUGUGUGUGUGACAGAGAUGACACUUGCUUAUGAGUGAAAUACUUUGAUUUGGCGUGGAAUCAGAAAUUCAGAUGUGUGUGUAUGAUGAACACACACACACGCACGCCUCCUCCUGAGUCUAUAUGACGGGACAAAUCACUCUAAUAAGCCUUUGCACAAGUCAAGUGCCAGCUAUUAAAUACACUGUUGGCCUAAAGUGCAAAUUGACUGCUGCAGAUGAAUAGCCUGUGGGUUAUGUUUGGAAAGUGAGCCAGGCGAGAGAAGCACUCAGUAUCGAUAGUAUUGAUCGAGGCUUCCUUGAAGGCCGGCUGAAUGGAUGUACUGCAGUGUUUUCAGGCAUACUUAAUGUUGACGCGGAGGCUGUUUGUCAAACGGGGGAGAUAAUUGUUGAUAUUGAUCAGGAGAUUUAUUCCAACAACUCUGAAGUGGUAAUGACAAAUGUAAUAAUAAGAGUUGUGAAAAAAAUCGACAUGUGGAUGAUGUUUUUUCGAUUGUUGUUUUUUUUGCUGCUUUGUGGAAAAGUUGUUGAACUCCUUUUUUCUAACUUUUCUUCUUUUUCCUCUUUUUUUUUCAGAAAUCUUGGACACAACAAGCUGACCUCCAUCGACGUUGAAGCUUUGGAAAACCUUCCCAACUUGAGAGAGCUGUAAGUAAUUACUACUAAAACCUUUCAACACUUCAAACGAGCCUCCCUGUCUGUUUCUGAUCAGCGAGCAUCAGUUUAAUCAGUUUUUAUCAAUGACUCAGUUCUGACCAGCUCCCACUUCCUCGUAGCAGCAUCCUCGUAUGUGUCGCCUUGAACUAAGUCCAAUUGAAAAUAAAGUGGUGGUUUUCUAUAUAAAGCCGGCCCUCCACCACCCGAUACUGUGACCAACGCUGGCCUUGUAAAUAUUUUAUACGGUGAGGAGAGGGCUUGGCUCUGUGUCACUCAGCACAAGUGCACAAAACACGCACAUACACAAAGCUAACUGGUGAUACACACACUGGUGACAUCUUUGGCAGGCUGGUCAGCCAGUCAUACGCUCUCUGACAUCUGUUUUACUCCCGUGUUAUUUUUGGUUAUUAAAAAGUAUGACUUGUGACUUGCGUUGCAGCUGAAGUGACAAGUCGGGUUUGAAAUCUUAUGAUUUAUUCGUGUCGGGGCUCAUCUUCUUCUCGCUCAGUGCGGUUUAUCACACGAAACAGACCUGAGAACACAAAGUGAAGCACAACCUUACGUACUGUGAGUGUAGCUUGACAAAAGCUCCAUUUCUGUUCAGAUUGAGAAUAAAAAGAAGUUGAAUCUUUUCUUUGUUUCUACAUGUGUGUCUAAUAAAAUCCAGUCUGUGCUAAUUCUUUCAGUUUUGAUGGUUACAAUAAAUAAAAAAAAAACCUUGGCGUCAGAACAACAUUUUAGCUCACUUCUGUAGAGUUUCCCUCUCUUAUUUAUUUCUGUCACUUCUAACUUCUUUCUUCUCUCCAUUUUCAGACGGCUGGACCACAAUGAGCUGACCUCCAUACCACACUUCGGUCAAGCUGCUUCAAAGAUCGUGUCCCUCUACCUGUGAGUAAUACCCGUUUUGCUGCUCAACGUGGUCCCAGAAUUAUCAGGCUCUCCCUCGCUGUAUUCUUAGGCCAGUGGCCUCUUUGAAAUGCUCUUGAAAUAGUCUGUUGACAUCUGUGAAGGAUACAUACACCUUUGCAUCUGAAAAGUAAUACUGCAUCAAUGUGGAGCGAGUAAUGACUGAACCUCUUUUUAUAAAACCACAUUUUUGAACUGAGCUCUGAGCGGAUAUUAAGCGAUCAUAAAACUAACUGGUAUUAUGAGCUUGCCGAGCAUUAGCGUCUACAGUGGGCUGUACUGGCUGCUGGGGUUGUAAGCUCCUAUGCAAUUCCAACAUGGUUGCUCCCAGUUGUGCAACUGCGCCUGUGGGGACUGCCUGCACUGGCAUAUCACUGGAGAUUUACUGCCCUAUUUGGGAAGGGCCUGUUUGUGCUUGUGUAUGUCAAAAGUCUGAGCGCUAUCAACAGUUUGGAUUUUACUCUUUGGAGAGAAACCCACAGUGAUAAGGAUGUCAUUUUUUAGACAAUUUGGAGUACAAAAAACUUCUUAGAAAGGCACAACACUUGAACAUAUAUGUUAUGUCGUGUGGAGAAAAUGGAGUUAUAACUAUUGAGGCAAAGCUAAAAGUAAAGGACUCUUACAGGGGACUCGAUUCAUUCAGCACCCCUUAUUUAUCCCCGCUUUCAAACCCCCGGCCUCAAAUCAAUAUCAGGAUAUAUUGAGCAGUUCACCUCAAUAACGAUAAAUUUAACGAUAACUACUCCACAAGCUACUUCAGCCGCUCCAACUUUUGAGCCGUCCUCCAUCUCCUCACCUGUCUGUCCCUCUUUGUUAUGGACUGGAUGGGGUGGAGUUACGUUUCUGACGUAGGACACAUCCAAAAACAACUUUUAUUGAUUUUUUUUUUUGACACAGAUAUAUUGAGCAAAAUGACGUCGGUUAUUGUCGUAAAUUUCGUUAUCAGUAAAUUUUCAGUUUAUCGCCCAGCCCUACUGCCUGUUCAUUUUGUCAACAGAAAAAUAUGGUGAUACAUGUUUGUGCACAAGAUUUUUUGCUACAAAAAAAAAGCUGAGAUGAUGAUAAGCUAAAACUAAACAUAGUAGAAGUAUUCAGAGAGUGAACUGUUGCAGAUUUAAACAUUUUGUAAUCAGCUAAUUGACUCAGUUUACUCAGGAGAAAACAUUCUGACUAAGUUCGGAUGACCUUUUUAACUGCAUUUAGAGGUUUUAAGUGUUUUCACCUUUAAAAUGUUUGUCUAAAGAACGAGAUUUCGAAAUCUGCCAAUGAAAACUCUGCAGUCCAGGCGGUUUUCUCAGUCGCGAAGCUUCGGAAUGUUUUAAAGAACGCCAAACUAAAAACCGAGUUCAAUGAAAGGCUGUUGAAGGUGGCGCUAAAAUAAACCUCAAAUGAAACCGAACUGGCGUGAGGGCUCGUUAAAUUUCUUUGAACAAGAUAAAUAGCAGCGCUCCUUGGUAUGUUUCCAGCGUGACUGUAAACACACACACACACAAACACACUCAGGGGAUAGUACAAUCAUGACAGCGUUCCACCCGUAUCAUCUGUUGGGCGGACUGUUGUUUUUCCAGCGUGCCAUAGCUUUUUCCCCUCGUGUGACCAGGGAACAUUCUUACAUCUCACUCAACCUGAAACAAGAAAGCUAAACCCCUCUAAGCUAGUCGACUGCUAACCAUUAGCCGCACUCUGAGUAUCUCCUUUCGCACCUUACUAGUACGUCAGCUGACUGACAGGAAGUAGAGGGCGCAGCUGCUUGCUUCUGUAAUACUUGCUCAUCGUCAUUUUAUCUUCAGUGAUGAGCUUCGUGGGAGUCACCUCCGCCUUUUCCUGUGUGUCAUCUGGUUGCUUCUCAGAAUUUGGCAUGAUGCAUGAAUGCGGUCAGGACAUUUCUCGACCGUGUGUAGAGGUUCAGCUGCUCGUUGAAGUUCGUCACUCUUUUAAAAGUUUUAUAUUUUUGAGUUAUUGGGUUUAGCGCAAACUUCUGCCCUCUUUGCGUCAGAUCCAAAACAGAUCGGAGUAAGUUCACCUUUGCUUUGCACAAACUAUGCCGAGUCGUAGCCCCUCCAAAUGAUCGUGGUAUCUUUUUUUGGCCUGACUCGAAGCCUGUUGCUAGGGGAAGGCCCGCAGGCCUGACGGGAGUGGAGGCUGGAGGGAGGGUCGGAUCUUUUCAAAGCCACGCAGCUGAAGCGAAGGCCUGCGGAAGCACUUGCAGCUGCAGCUGUCAGUCACAUGGCUUACAGUAAAAUGGGUGACAGUGAGAAGGGGAGGAAGGAUGAGAAAAUAGGGAGGGCAGUAUCAGAUCAGGGUGACAUCACCGCAUGUUGAAAGAGGAAUGGUUGAUGAGAAAUAGUGGAGGAGGCAAAGGAGGAGGGGAAAAAAAAAAGGAAGCGAGCGAGGUGAGGUCAUGAUCAGGGUUAUUCCCAAAAGUAAAUCUAGUGCAUUCAGUCUCCGUGCCAACCAGCGAGCCCCCAGGAGCAUGAGAGUCUCUGUGCAUGAGCCCAGAGCGUAGACAGUAGAGCAUUGCUCCUGUGCCUUUUGGUGGAGAAAGUCUGGAAUGCCGUCUAACGACAAGUUUGUGUGAGACAGUGGUUUACACAAACAAACACACACAGACAGACGCACACAUGAACGAACCCAAAAAGAGCGAGGACCUGUCCUCAGCCUCCCAUCCCACUGAAGAGAACAUCAUGUGUGGUUGCUAACGUCUGACUGUCUGAGUCAUGGAGUGUCUGAUAGAUGUUCACAUGCUGGAAAGAUCUCAUGAUUGGCUAGUUUCCCUGAUGCUCUAAAUGUUCUAUGAACAUUACAUCCCUCUCCAGUGUCUGACACACUAGAUACACUAGUGAGAGGAUGAAUGUUGAAGAGCGCACUCUUCUUUAGCAGGAGUUAAUAGGCCUGUUUGCAAAAACUGACCUGAGUGGAGGAGAGCAUGUGAAAGGUUGCACACUGUAAAUAUUGUAACAGGAACAAAAACAGGUUUGUUGUAGUGACAUUUGAAAUGUGAAGUUGGUAAAAUCUUAUGUAAUGUACUGUAUGUGUAUUAUAUGUAUCUUGCACAUGUCUUAGUCAAUUCUACAACUUUUGUAUGCGAAUGUGUGUAAAGAUAUCCAUCCGACUGUGAAAUCUUCUCAACACAGGCUAGUCUGAGUUAUCAGAUUAAGACGCUUUACAAACUCACACAUUUGUGUCAGUACUCUACCUAGACUUUUUCAUUCGUCUGUUUCCUCCCUCCCUCCUUUUGGCAUAUCUGACCAUUCUUGAGUAAAGCUCUGGACACUGAGAUAAGUCUUCUUCAUAGUGUUUUUGUUUGUUAGUUUGUUUUGCGCAUUUAGAGUUUGGGAUUAUAACCUGAUGAGUUGCCAAAGAAACCCACCACCCUCUAACUGUGAACUCAGAGUAAGGCUGGGCGAUAAAAUGAUAAAGAUACAUAUCAAAAAUUCAUUUCCCUUGAUAUCGAUAUAAAACAUGGUCACUAUGCUUUUCGAUAGCAGGCAUUCUGCCAUGUUUUGGUAGACUAUACUCCGGGUCCGCGCCGCGCUGCACUAACUAUUUAGUCCGCUUUCUCUAGCGCAACACCUUACGAUAAGACAUUGAAGAGACACUAAGACCUCACAGACACAGUAGCUUAUUGUGUUGCAAAAGACAUGCUAUCAAUAAGCACUGUUAAGUUUCAUUUUUUAUAUUGUAACAUAUAUAUGAUAAACUUUUUCCCAUAUCGCCCAGCUCUAACUCAGAGUCAUUCAUACUCUGACAAGUUGACCAAAGACCAACCACAGUCCCACGAUGCAUGAGACAAACCCAGUGGCAUCCUGCCGCCGUUGUUGGCAGAACAGCACAAACUUUCCCAUUGUGACAUCAAAGAGGACCUUUAAAACAGCUUAGGCAUAAAUAUCAUAUAGCCUGCUGCUGCCGGAGGAUCUGAUUUUAAAAUAAUUCCUCUUUUGUCCUGCCGGGUAGCUUCAAACAGGAAGUGUGAGAGCACAAUCGCCCCCCAAAAAUGAUGACAAUGGUAACAGGAGGCCGGCCAGACUGGUGCAAAACUGCUGAUGCACUUUCCAUACAUCAAAAGAAGUGUCAAAACCAGCCAGGCUCACCAUAAUCAGAUGGUCAAUGGGGCAGAGUAAUGAGAUUUGGAAUUAAGUGGAAUCAAGGCGAAUAAGGCCGCCGGACAUCAAAGGGAACAAGAGCGAACUGGGCUCGUCUUUAUCAGAAACCUCUCUGGCCGUGUGAUAAUCAGUUUUUAUAAACGCUACUAUUGUAUGUGUGGACUUCAAACACCCCGAGCUGGGGCUUUAUCUGACUCUCACACACAGCUGGGCUCUCACUGUGGGACAAGAGGAGAGAGAGGGAGAGAGAGAAAGAGAGAGAGAAAGAGAGAGGGGGAAUUUGGUCUGAGUGGAAGGAGAACAGGGCGAGAGAAAAAGAGUGAGAGAGGUCAACCUCUCUCUCCACAUUUGAGACUGAUCUGUUUUUCCCAGCUAAGGUCACCAGCUGUUGACCCCACCUCACCCCUUCACCCCCCCCCCCCCUCCUUUUCUCCUCCCCCAUUCCUCCCCCUCCUUUUGCUUAGCCACUGUCUGCUCGGUCCCAUGUGUGCGUGUCUUGUUUGUGUUGUGUGUGUGUGUGUGUGUGUGUGUGUGUGUGUGUGUGUGUGUGUGUUCUUCUGUGUGUUUGCCCAGGCGUGCUUGCAUGGUUCAUCCUUAACCAUUUUUGCCACUGUUUAUUCAGGUGGGCCACUGUGGUGUGACCCCUCCUACUCUCAGACACCAAUAAAUGUGUGUGUGCGUGCGCAUGGGUGUGUGUGUGUGUGUGUGUGUCCAUCUGCUGGCUGAAGGCUGGAGAGGAAGGAGGGACUGACCUUGUUUUGACGAGUAUGACUGGUAGAACACCUGCUCUCUCACUGUCUUCUGCACUUUACGUCAAACACACUCACACACAGUCAUGCUUAAACACACACACACACACACACACACAACUUUUUUUCUCUUGAAGUUAAACUUAUUGGUCAAAUAAAUUUGUUUUAAGAUGAAAAAGUUCAGCCAAAUUCUUUCUGCUCAUAAAGAGCCAGAAGAUAUUUUUCCUCUGGAGAUAUAAACUCUUAAAGGAGAGGACAACAACCAGAGCUGAAUCUUCUGUACGUGUGACUUAGCUUCUUUUUUUCGAGAGUGAUGAUUUAUGAUUUAUAGAUCUACAGUUGCCAUGUUUUAUCCCUGCAUUGCUCCCUCCUCCUCCUCUUUUCUUCAUAGGUAUUUUUAGAGAAGUCGGGUAAAUGAAAGAGACAGUAAAUGAAACUCCCAUCCCUAGUUAGCACUGAGGCAUGUGUCAAAUGUGUCACCUAGCAAAGCCUUUCAUGUAUUCUCAGAUAACACUGGCCACUCUCUCCUUAUGCCCCUCACAUGCAAGGAUACACUGACAUGCCUAUGCAGGUAGAUGUAUGGCCAGAUAGAUGCCACCAGUUCUUGUUUUGCACUAUCUUUAUUAGGGCUGGGACGAUGUGCCUCUCUCCCGAUUUGAUUCUUCUACGAUUUUUUGGAUGCUGAUUCGAUUUAAAUUGCGAUUCUACGAUAUUGUCAAUUUUAAGUCUGCAUUUUUAACACAAGUGAAACAGUUGAAUGAUUAUGAUUGUCUACUGACUAUUCCAGGAACUAAAUUUCUCCAAAAAAUACACAUCACAUGUGAGUCAGUUUUCAAGAUUUAGUCUUAAGUUAAAAAAAAACAAAAAACAUUGAUUUAAAAAUUGUAAAACAAAAAAUUGCGAUACUUAUGUGAAUCGAUUUUUUUAAAAGUCGAUGCGUGUGUGUGUGUGUGUUUGGGGUAAAGAAGGGUUGAGCUGAUCUGAUUUGCUCGUCCUGUGGCCGUCUUAUGUGUUCGAACAACAUGUGGUUUGGUGCUAGUGUGACUUUGUGUCACUUCAGCUGCCAAGCACCAUUUCGACAGUCCCCCUCCUCCCCCAAGUUGCUGAGUCUUUUGUUUCUUCUCUCUGUGGAAUUUGGUCCCGUUACCCCCCAAAAACAACUGAGCACAGAUGUAACAAAAAAAAAAAAAAAAAAAAAUCCAGUCUGGAAGGGCUUCUGGCUCUUCCAGGGUUACAACAUCUGAGCAAACAAAAGUGAAAAGUAGGAAUGUAAAACUCUGAGCUCGAAAGGAGAAGCUCAAAUGAAGUGGGACUUGUUUGUUUUAUCGUUCCAAGUUGUCUUCUCUUACCAUGUCAGUGGAAAUGAGGACUGCGAUAGCUCGCAAACAUCCGGAGAUCGGCACGCUGAAACCCUCCUCAGAUGGCUCCAGCUAGUUCAUCUAUCUUAAAGAUUUAACAUUCUGGCUCUGUGGAGAAGCAAAGGUGUCCUUGGAACUAUUUAAAGAGUGUCCACCUCUGUUUGGACGCCCCCUUUUUCGUGUGCUUUUCUCUCUUGGUACCUGAGAGUGGGUUUUCCUGAGUGUCUCCUUCAGCUAAUGGGAAGAGGAUGUUGAUGUUAGACAGGGGACAGUGAGAUGGACACUUAGAGUAAGAUUGUUAACCACACCUAAUGCCCUUUUAUGUGUUUUUGUACUUUCCAGACACCAUAAUAAGAUCCGCAGUAUAGACGGCAGACGGACCAGAGAGCUGGUUUCUGUGGAAACCCUGGACCUAAGUAAUAAUGACAUCACCGAGCUCCGAGGGCAUUGCUUUCCAACAGCACUCCAGAUCAGAGACCUGUGAGUACAUUAACACAUCAGUCUCUCAAACCGAAGGUGUUAAAAAUGAAACUUUACGCACACAAACUGAAAAAAAAAAAAUGAAAUAAAACGAUCGAAUGAGUAAGUACUUCAGUGAAAAACGUGCUGUGUAUGAACACGUGUAACAAACUUCUGCGUUCAGGUACCUGAGCAACAACAAGAUCAGCGUGUUGGAGCCCGGAGCUCUGGACCAUCUGGGCUCAACUCUCCAGGUCCUCAGACUGAGCCGAAACCGCAUUAGCCAGAUCCCUGUGAGAGCCUUCCAGCUCCCGAGACUGACCCAGCUGUGAGUACCACUGGAUUUCAUCAUUUAGACAACACAGUUAAUGUGAUGACAGGAGUGUAUUUUGACCUGUCAGCGAAGCAAAAACAGUUUAUUUUUUUUACUUUCGGAGUUAAGCGGAAAAUUAGGUUAUAGCUUUGAAGACGACUCAGAAUGGUAAAAAAAAAAAAAGUAAUGAGGAGGAGUUUGUUGUGUCUGUUGAUCUGGAUCUGUGAGUUAAACACAGAGGGCACCAUUAGUCUGAGCUGUACCUCAGGUUGAUAAGGUCUGACUCAGUAAACACUAAAGACGCAUUAUCUGUGAUUUAUUACCUCCUUCCAUAUUCCCAGAGUGGUUAGUUCAUGCCUCACUCCAUCCUCCCAUUAUCUUCUUCAAACCUCCCUCCAGCGUGGAGUGGAGGUGGACCUAUUUUGGAGCUCAACGCCCCCCAUUCAGGAGGGCAAAUGAGGGAAAAUGAUUCUCACUCACUUCGCCUCAGCCAGGGUAGAUUCCCCAGGUGGCUUUUGUUUGAGAGGUAACCCUGGCGACACUGAAGCUACAAUGAACAUCAGACACAAAAGGACCUGUGUGGAUGCAGAUCUUUGCCAACCUGAGGGGUUUUUACAGUUUACAAACAGACUGAUUCAGAAACAUCUGGGGCCUCUUUAAGAAACCGGAGGAUUUAUGUUGUUCAAAUUCUUCUUCUUCUUCUUAAUGUGGUUUUUAUUUGGUAAAAGGAACACAGCUUAUGGAUGUGUGAGGAGCCAGGGGAUUCACUGAACAGAAAAAAGCCAACCUGUAACGAAAAAAAAAAAAAAAAAAUUCAGAAAGACAAAAAAAAAUCUAUUUUACAAAACUUCAAGAACAAUCUGUGUCUUUUACUGAUUUUUCUGUCAUGAUCUGAUGUCACAUUUAUAUCUCUUUAUCCAUCCAUCUUGCAGUGAGCUGAACAGGAACCGCAUCCGUCAGGUGGAGGGUCUCACCUUUCAGGGUCUGUCCAGCCUGGAGGUCCUCAAGCUGCAAAGAAACAGCAUCAGCAAACUGACAGAUGGAGCCUUUUGGGACCUGGCCAAAAUGAAAGUCCUGUACGUACAAAAGCUCAAAAAAGAUCAAUAAGUUUGCACAAUAAAUCACAACUUACAAGCUGCAAAUAAAGGCCGUCAAGUGCUCUUCUAAGCAAAAACACCCCUCAGCAGAAUCGUACAAGAUCUAUUAGUCAAACAGCUCAGAGAAAGCACAACCCAGAGGAGUUAUUCCUGACUGCUGCAGUUACCUGCUAUUACAGGGAUACUUAACCAACCCCAAAAGAGAUUUUUCAGAUAAACUGGAAUCUGCUCACAGUCUCUGCAGUCCAGCUUUUUUCCUGCUGACCUGAACAAAAACUUAAUUUACUUGCAGAAUAACACAUAAAUCAGCGAAAUUGCGCCGUUUCGAAAUGUUGCUGCAAAUCAAGAGUGUGAAAGCUUUCAUCUACUUACAUAAAAUCCUGAGCUAAAACUCUCAUUUCAAAACCAUCAUCGUACUCACUGCUACCUGUUGCUUAUUCUGUCUCUUACAGUCACCUGGACUACAACAGCCUGAGCGAAGUGAACAGCGGCUCCUUGUACGGCCUGACUUCCCUCCAGCAGUUAUUUCUCAGUAACAACUCCAUCGCCCGCAUCAACGCUGACGGAUGGAAGUUCUGCCAGAAGCUGAGGGAGCUGUGAGUGCCAGCCUUUCAAAACUCUUAACGUGAAACGAGCUCCCACAAAAACCUCUGAAGCAGACAGUGUUUGAAUAUCCAGAACUAGGGAUGAGGCCUGCAGGUGUAGAAAAGUGGAAGUGAAAAAAUAAAGGAGGAAUUAUUAAGACUUCACAAGGACCUCAGAGGUCUGUUUGUCCUCAACGUCUUUUCUUUCCUGCGCGUCUCAGAGGAUUUAACCCAAGAGGAGUCCCCACCCCCAUCCAUAUUAUCGCUCUACCUUCCCUUGGGUUAAAUGACAUUGUGCUUUAACACUCAAUAUGCUACGCUAUUCUCAGUGUAAGCCUGUUAUCCCAUAAUUAGAGCUGGGCUCAACAGCACUCAAGCUUUUCGACAAGAGUUUUUGUACUCCGUUGUGAGGCGUGGGGGUUUAGCAAAGCAGCGUGUAAUCCUCUCCAUGUUGUGUUGUGGUAAUUACUCUAAAGGAUCACCUUCACCGCCUUUGUCUACUGAACGAGGAGUUUUUAUCUGAUAGUCUGUCCUCUCCUGUAGACACGACUGCUGUAAAGUGCACCGCUCAGCUGAGGCGUUGCUAAAUGCGGGGCUAACCCGGGUAGUCUGCGGCGCCAAUGUUUGUUUCUGUUAACAGCCAGAGGGGAUAAAAAGGUGGUUGGCGUUCGUGUCAGUUUGCUCUGUGUAUCUCAAUGUUUCCAGUGAACGACAGAUUAGCCUCGAAACAUCCUCCCGGCGCUGCGGCAGUCGGCGGUUAUAUGAGUCUUUAUUAUCUGGAGUUAUGAUGACUCUAUGGCUGAUAGAAGAGGGCGACUCGUCUUUAUGAGGAGGCUGUUAUUGCGUUCUCACUGGAGCAGGCCGAGCUGGUCAUCAGGGAGAAUCUCGACACACAUGACCAGCCAUGCGAACCUGAGGCUUGGCCACAGAGACAGACAGUGAGGGCCACCAAGAGGGCAAUAAACCGCACAAUACCGCCUUUGAGGACUACCGUUCAAUGAGUUCUGUUAACUUAGAAUCUGAAAUAUCAAAUUUAUCCAAUAAAAACUUUCUAAGCAGGACUUUUAAGACCCACUCCGAUGAAAAUCAUGUUUUUCUGGUUGUUUAAAUGUUCAUAUGGCAUUUUUCUGUUGCUACAGGACAUAUCAUGAGAAAAGUAAGUGUGAAAUUGCAUUUCUGGGUAUUUCUGCAUUCAAGUCGGUGUGAAUCUCGCACAGACACAAACGGAAGGUUCGGAUUCAGUGAGAUUUCCUACGUUGCAAAUCCAAGCUCCGCCCCCUACCAGACUGAGAAAUAGAGAGAAUAAUCGCAGAGCAAGCGUGUGUUUUGGCGGAUUGCAAUGCUCGUAAGAAAACUAAUUAUGAUAUUAGCUUUCAUCGUGUCCCUAAAGACAUUAGUGUCCGAGAGUUGAAUAGCUCCUACGUUACCUGCCACUUCUACUACACAGCGAUGUCUCCGCCCACGACUCAGAGGCAAAUUGCUAAAGAGCUACGGGAACUCUGCUGAAGAAAAACCCUGUGACUUUGGCUGAAAACUUCAUAAUCACAGUUUAAAGACCACUGAGAACACUUUAAGUAGUAAAAAAAAACAAUCAGAGUGGGACUUUAAAGUAGGUUUGAGUGUUCUUCCAUUUUUUUCCAAAGAAAAGAAGUCAAAUCGUUUUUGAAAUCUAUGAUCCGGGGAUUCCCUUCAUAAGAAAAAGAGGCAGUUUAAGCCUAAAUAUGAGAAUAAGUAACUCUACAACUGUGGCAGACAUGAGUGACAGUGAACCUCUCUUGGGGUUUACCACAUGCUCAUGUAGACGUAUAAAAGGAGGUUGCAGACAUGUAAAGUUCAGACCCAGAAUCUCUUUUCCUCCCAGUCACAUGGCGAGGACCUCGGCCGAGCUCUUAGGUCUGCUAAGCACAUUCUCCGUUAACAUCUUGUGGUGAAUUAAACGGCACAAUGGAAAAACACAUCACAGAGUGGCAAAAAGACACUGGCCCAGCCGUGAAAUUGAAGUCUAAUGAUGUCGCGAGGCUGCCUCAGCGCGUUCUGCCAACCUGUCAUCUCCUUCCAGACCUCACACAGAACAUUUCUCCUUCUUUCCUUCUCUCUCUCUCUCUUUCUCUUCAUCCCUGUCUGCCUCUGCCCUCCUCUCUGUCUGUCUGCCUCCUGCUCUCUUUCUCUCUCCAGGAAUCUGUCGUACAACAACUUGACUCGUCUGGAUGAAGGCAGUCUGGCUGUACUGGGGGAUCUCCACACUCUCCGUCUGGGGCAUAACUCCAUCAGCCACAUCACCGAGGGAGCCUUCAGAGGCCUCAGGGCCGUACGCAUCUUGUAAGUACAACCCCUUUCCCUCGAAACAGCAGCGACCAAGCCUCAAAUGACCUCCAGUGGCACACUCAUUAUGGUUUAACCCCCCGCUGAUGGCUAAAAUGUGCCACCUGGGAGCAGUGAAAGCUGAGAUGUUAAAUUAGGGCUGCGCGAUAAUCCCAAAAUUUACAGACGCCGAAAUUUAUGACAAUAAUGGAUGCCAUAUCGGUUGUCAAAAAAAGAAAUAAAUGAAAGUUGAUUUUGGAUGUGUGUAGGUAGGCUAUGGUCUCACGUCCCUUUAAGAAGCUGUCCUACAAGUCGGUAACAAAGAGGGAAAGACAGGUGAGGAGAUGGAGGAUUCAAAGUUGUAGCGGCUGAAGUAGACGAAGUUAAUGUGGGAGGGGGUGAGCAGCUUGUGGAGUAGUUAUCGUCUAUUUAUCGUUAUCGAGGUGAACUGCUCAAUAUAUCCUGAUAUUGAUUUGAGGCCAUAUCGCCCAGCCCUAAAUUAAAUAUUAGUUUGCUUCAGUGAUAUUUGAUAUUCAAGCUUUCGUAGUUCCUUCACUUGACUUAAGAAUGCUUACUUUUGAGGACAGGUUUUAUCUCAUUUGCUGCCAUGUCUAUUCAUUAGUUUUUUUUCACUUUAUGAGGUCUCUUUGCAGCACGUCCGUCAUGGUUUCUGAGGCAACUUUUCUCACCCCACUUCUUUGUCAGCCAGUGUUUUGGGGGUUUUUUGGUUUUGUCUUGAAAACUGGCUCUAAACAAACUUGGGUCUGAGAGGUUUUUUUUUCUUUUUUCUGUGUCACUUCACUCCCUAGAAAUCCUUUCCAGCUUUUGGAAUAAAGACAGAGGUUCUUUCUCUCCCUGUUCCACCUUUCAGAGAAAGCCCUAAACAGGCCUUAAGAAAGAGGGAAAAAAAGACGAGAAUGAAAAGGAGAAAGUCAGGGGAUAAAUCCAGGAGAAAGACUUGGGGGUCUUGGUUCCUCACCAAGGUCGUCUUGGCUUUGUUUCCUCUUGGUGCAAGAGCCAGAGAGGAGAGUUGUGCCAGAGCUUGCGAGACAAGACUCUCACAGCUGGCUGACAAGCAAAGGAACAUAUGGGCUUUCUCUGCUGGCUAACUGGGUGCUGGAUAACUAGCUACAGAGGAGUACAGAGGACGGGAUAGAAAGCUUGUGGGCGCUUCCCUUCAUCUCCUCAAUGUGUUCUCUCAUCUCCUCGUGUUGUUGCUCUUCACACACACACACAGGGUAUCUCUCGUCUUUUUACUCCUCUUGUAUCACUCCUGUGCGCCGUGUCUUUGAGGCAGGCCUAAUCUAAUCAGUGGAGGGGAGGACAGGCAUAGGCUGGGCCCUGAAAAGGAGCCGGGGGAGCUUUAAUUGGGCCUGCACUGCUGGUCGUGCUGGCAUGGGGCUGGAGCCUGCAUCGGGGUGUGAAAGCUCCAAACAAGCCAGCCUUUCCUCUAAUUCGGCCACGGGGGUCGUUGGCUCAUCAGCCCCCCCUGCCCCCACCCGCCCUCUCUGUGCCCGGUCUCCCCGCUCCACGGCCCCCGACACUGGCCUUGCUUUAACAAGGCAACGGCCAUUCACAUGCAGCCAGCCAGAAAGAGUAGGAAAUUGGCAGCCCCUGUCCAGUCUAACUAAGACAGCGGCCAGUGGAGGCUGAAAAGAAGCAGAGGGGGAGAAGAGAUGCUUGGUAAGCAGAGGGGAGAGGAGGAGGAGGAGGAGGAGGGGGCUAUUGUGGCCAUGUUGGAGGGUGUGUCUGGCCAUCAACCUCAAAGGUCUUUCUCAAGUUUGAAAGAAAGUCUUUUAAAGGUUCAGCAGAGUUCCUCCUCUGGCUCAGUUGUUCUCCUUUUGAUGACCACACUGAGGGGCGGAGUCACGGCUUCACCUUCAGAGGUAAUUCUUUAGACUUUGGAAAAGGGGAAAAGCAGUGCAUUCAACAAGUGUUUGGAAAGCCCCCAACCCUCUAAAAAAAAGCCUCUUUUUCUUUUCUCUUUUCGUUCUUUUCACUGAAUCUAUUUUGUCUUUGCCUAGCCAUUCCCCCCCCCAAAAAACCUCAUUAAGACCCCUGGCUUUGGUUUUUGCUGUGCCGUACCUGUCACAAUAAGACCAAUCAUGAUGUUCCUGCCAGUCUCUCCGCGCUGUCAUGAAUUAAACAUGUGUUUCGCUGCGCUCCCUCUGUUUGCCUCAACACACCAGUGCACAUGCACUCAUAUUCACAUGCACACUCCUCCACCAGGGAAGAAUGCGCUUGGUUGGCAGAGCAGAGCGACAGAGGGGCUCUUAAGGCCAGGUGCAGAGGAGGGGUAUGAUGGGGGGGGCAAAAGGGGGUAACCAGUGACUUCCAGACCAUCCUCUGCCAGGGCUGUAAAACGCUUCAGCACUGGCAGACCCUCUCCCUCUUCUCCCUCCUGCCUCCAUCUUUCUUAUCCCCCUCUUUUCUCUCGUUCUCCACAGGGAGCUGGACCAUAACGACAUCUCAGGCACAAUAGAGGACACCAACGGGGCCUUCACUGGAUUGGAUAGCCUCAACAAGCUGUGAGUCCCCCCCCACCCCCAACACACACACACACACACACACACACACACACACACACACACACUCUCUCUCUUUUUUCAAAUUCCCUACUCCUUUAUCAACUCCUCCCUUUCGUCCCUCCGCAUGCUUUUCAUAAACAGACACAAAAACAUAAAAGAGAUUUCUCCUUCCAUCGCGUCCAAAAGUCUCCCCCUCAAAUCCCAACCCACCCUUCAUUGCCAACUUAGUUUGACUGCUUCAAGUUAAGGCAAGAGAGUUAGGGACAUCUGUCCCCUCGGGAUCCCACACUUCACUCUGUAAGGAAGUGUUCGCGAUGACUUAUUUGGUCCGUCUUCUUUUCCUACAAGGCUUGAUCACGAAACAUGGAAGAUAUUUUUUCACUUCUUGGAAUCGGCGGCAACUUUCCCUCCACUUCAAUCUGGCUUUCAUCUCAUGAUUUCAUUGUUUCCCAAUAGUUUUAUGGCCAAAGUGAGCUCUAGUUACUGCUAAUGGUUCAAGAAGGAGAUAGAGUGAAUCAUUUUUUAUCUUAUUUUUCCCGAUUACUCAUCCACGUUUUCAGCAUCCAGCUAGUUAAAAAGUUCAAUGUCAAGAGUUGGCGAGUUGAGGAAUUACAGCGGAUGGGCAGUCUCUGGCACUCAGCAGCAAUCAUCAACCUGCAGGAUGAAAAGACGAUGUCCAGCCAAGAUGGUUCCCAGUGUGGGCACUUCUCAAAGAGAAAGGCCGGAGAGAAACAGAGAGAGAAAAGGCCUUUCUUUGAGCUGGCAGGGGUUCGCUCCCCAGUAGGCUAAUUUCUAUUUCUCCUCCAUGCCUCCGCUCCUCUCAUCCCCUCUUUUCCAGUCCCAGUUGUUUGGAGCUGAGAGAGGGUGAAAUUGAAGGCUGCAUUCAGUCAUCAACAUCAAACGCCUUACACUCCCCGCCCUCUGACCCUGCCCCCUUUUGUCACGGCAUUGGCGGAAGCAGCCCGCUGCAUCCCAGUCCUGGCAAAGUUAGCCAUGGGAAAAAAAAAGAGAUGCAGCGAAGAAAAAAGAAGGGCUGGAACAUCAAAGUGUCCAUCAGAUGCACUGUGUUUCCUCAGAGCAGCUUGAGAGUGCUGCCACAUGGGAGUUGAGAAGAACACGACGAGUAAAUCUUGAAUUUAUCCUCAAAAGAAGCCCUCUGAUCGUGGGUUUGAUGAGACAGCCGUUUGUUUGUGUACACAUAUGGAUGAGUUUGAACACUGGGGUCCUCACUGUGAACCAGCCAGCCAUGUCUCCUCUUCCUGCAAAGUGAAGGCUACAACAGAAGAGGAACAAGAGAGAGGGGAGGAGGCAGCGGGAGAGGGGGAGGGGGAGAGCGAGAGUGGAAGAAGGGAUUAGUACCCCAAAUCAGAGGGAGCAGCGGCAGCAGCUCACUUCUUGGCUCAAACCAGGCUUGACAGGCACAGACACACACUCACGUGGUCGACAAGUAUGUCCUUACAAGCUCACACUCACACACACACACACACUAAGCCCCUCCCUGGUCAUUGCUAUUAAAUUCUAAUAAAGAUAAAAGUGGUCUUUGAAGAGCAGCGCAGAGCCCAGGUGCCCCCCUUCCUCACCACCACUCUCCCUCACCCCUUCCUCAAGAGGCUAAUCUCCACACAGUUCAGAUUUCCAAUACCUCAGUCCCUUCACUCUUAUCAGAUUCAACUUUCCUAAUUGUGCUUCUCUCCCUCUGUUUCUCUCCCCGUCCCCUCUUCUCACCUCCCUCCCCUCCCUCUCUCCCUCCUCUCCCAUCUAUCGACACCCCUCAUGUUUGGAAAUGGCAGGACACUGUUUGGAAACAAGAUCAAGUCAGUGGCCAAGAAAGCCUUCUCCGGCCUGGAGACCCUGGAACACCUGUGAGUAUCCCACAAUGCUUGGCUGCUCCAUGUCCCAGGGAGAGAAAGAGAGGAAGAGGGAGGGAGGGAAGAGUAGUUUGGGUGGUUGGGGAGGUAGGGGGUGGGUUGGGGGGGGUAUUGCCAAAAGUAGCUGGCAGAGCAGACUGCUAGCAAUUUAAUAGUGUCUUUGUAAACGGAGAAGACAGCGGCUUUUGCGAGCGCCCAGCUGCUUCUCUCUCUCGUUAGCUUAGCGCGAUCUCAACUUUGGCCUGUUUUCCUGCUCGUGCACAGGAGUAAAGUCAUCGAGCAUAUGGUGAGCUCUGCCGAAGAAACGGGAUUCCUAUAAGUUCUUUCACAGGCUUUUGUUAACUGAGGGUGGGGAGGGAAAAAAAAAAAAGCUGGCAUUAAGCCUCAGACAUAUCUGUACUCCACCUUUAUUUGAAGUCAAGUCCAUGCUAAUGGAUCCCUGUGUGCUGAUGCAAUUUGUGCACAGUUGGUGAGAUAAUGUCUGAUGUCCCUACAGGAACUUGGGGGAGAAUGCGAUUCGCUCAAUCCAGCCGGACGCCUUCAGUCGAAUGAGGAACCUCAAAACCCUGUGAGUUUUCACCGUUGCAUUUACAACAUUGUGUUCGCCUCUCACAGCCAGCUGGGCGUUUGGAUCUCCAACACACAUAAACACCUACAGGUGCGGUAGAUGUGAUGUACACACCACAUACACUCAGCGCUCUAAUUUCCUCUCCUCUAUCCCACAGCCUCAUUCAGAGUGACAGCUUCCUGUGUGACUGCCAGCUCCACUGGCUGCCCGACUGGUUAGUGUCACGCAGUCUGCAGGCUGGGGUCAACGCCACCUGUGCCCACCCAGAGAGUCUGAAGGGCACCAGCAUCUUCCAGGCUCCGCCCAGCAGCUUUGUGUGCGGUGAGUUAUGAGUAUGAGUAGUCGAUCCUUUGGUGUGAUUUCCCUCAUCAUACCAAGAACAGAAAUGUGUGAUUGUCAUAAUCUCACUUUGUCUUUUAUUUAUUCUUUUAGAUGAUCUCCCAAAGCCCCAAAUCACUGUGCAGCCAGAAACCACAGUAACGGUCCUCGGUAGCGACGUGAAGCUCACCUGCACGGCCGCCAGCAGCAGCUCUUCGCCCAUGACCUUCGCUUGGCGCAAGGACCAAGAGCUGCUUCGCAACGCGGAGACGAAAAACUACGCCCAUGUACGCACUCACCAUCAGGGCACAACCUCUGAGACACCGGGCGCAGGUGGAGGCGUGAUGGAGUACACCACUAUACUGCACCUGCGGCAUGUCACCUUCGCCCACGAGGGUCGUUACCAGUGUAUUAUCACCAACCACUUUGGCUCCACCUACUCCAGCAAAGCCCGCCUCAUUGUCAACGGUAUGUGGUUUUCCAGAGUCUUAGGGAACUAUGGCAAGAGAGAGAGUCCAUCAGGAGUUUGGUAAAGGCGCUGUAGGGUUUGACUUGAAGAACUAAGGCGGCGAUUAAAAAGUGAGACAGAGAAAAGUUAUUAUCUAUGUUAUUAUUGGAUUAUUUACACCCAAUAAAAAGCCUGCUCUUAAAAUUAGUACGAUUUUCAACAGUCCUGUUUGAGAAAGAGAGUCUACUGAGCAUGUGGAGUUCUUCUGAUCCACAUGAAUGAAGUCCUCUGUCUCUUCUGGCCUCCAUUUCUUCAAGCAUAAUUCACGGAGCAAACUGAUUACCUUGGAUGUCAGCGCUGAAAGAGGCCGUCUCUUCUGCACUCCAUCACUUUCUGAUCUGCAGAUGUAGAGCUUUUUUCCUUAAAGGGAUUUUCCGGCGUAAAAUUAAUUUAGGGUCAAAUACACCGCAACACCGAGUUAAACACCCCUCAAGAGAUGAAUGUUACUGACUGCUUGCUUCUCUAGUUAUACUAAUUUGAGUAACAACUGCACGAUAGCAAUACACAGCACUCUGAGGAGACACACAAACCUCAACCUCUAACUUCAUCAACAGUAUAUAUAGGGUCCCAGCCAUAGCACUUGCUGCCAAAAAUCUUCCUUGAGCUGUGUCACCCCGCAGCAGUCCGUAAUGGACUGGUCUGAGGUCUUGCUACAAACAAGCGGCUGCUGGAAGAGAGUAGGUGAGUUGUAUUUAUACUCUUUGCUAAAGAAAUUAAGCAAAGCUAAAAAGAUGUUUGGUGUCUAGUGCUGUGGCUGGGACUCUAUAUGUACUGUUGAUGAAGUUAGGGGCUGUUCUGAGCAUUAUUUGUGGCUAUAGAGUGGUGUUUUGGUUGAGGUUUGUUUAUGGCUCCUCAGACCGCUGUGUAUUGCUAUCAUGUGGUCGUUACUCAGGUUAGUAUAACUAGAGAAGCAAGCAGUCAGCAAAAUUCAUCUCUUGAGGGGGUGUCUAACUCUGUGUAAGGGUGUGUUUGACCCUAAAUUAAUUUUACACUGGAAUAUCCCUUUAAGUUUGUUUUUGGGUGCAGUAGAAAAAGGACAAAAAAUAGAGUCCUUGUCUUGUUUUUGGAAGUUUAUUUGGUUUGAAGACUAGUACUAGCUGUGAAAAAAAGGGUUAGAGAAUUGAAUUGCUGAAAUCCUGCAACAUCAGCUCAAAGAAAUUGGAGUUAAACCGUUGGCUCGAGUUUUAAGAGUUAUUUUGACCCGUGUCCUUUGUGUCCACAGUGCUCCCUUCAUUCGUGAAGACUCCCAGAGACAGCACCAUCAGGACUGGCCACACAGCGAGGCUCGAAUGCGCCGCUGAGGGGCAUCCGUCGCCUCAGAUCGCCUGGCAGAAAGACGGCGGCACUGACUUCCCCGCCGCCCGCGAGCGACGGAUGCACGUCAUGCCCGAUGACGAUGUGUUCUUCAUCAUGGAUGUCAAGCCGGAGGACAUGGGCGUGUACAGCUGCACUGCCAAAAACACCGCUGGCACCGUCUCUGCCAACGCCACCCUCACAGUGCUAGGUGUGUAUCUGAGCCGCUCCUCUCGCGGAGAGUCUCGUAUUCAGAGCAACAACAGAGCGCUCAUCGUUUUCCCACAUUCCUUUUGUAAAUAGCUCCGCUCUCAGAGGGGAAUUGGUCAGUCUGAAGCUGCAGAAUGAGAGGCUUUAUAUUUUUCUUUUCUCCGCAGCUGUGGCCGUGCUGCAGGUCAAGGGCCAAAGGUCACAGUAGGGGGUCAAAGGGGGGAUGGUGCGGAACAGAGGGGGGCUCACAGAGGGGCGUUUGUUAGGCAUUCCCACCCCUCCCUCCUUCCUUCUUUCCUGGUGGGAGGGACAGUCAUGGCUGCUUCACUGCAGGCCUCAGUGCUCCCAGUUUAUUGGCUGUUUUACACCGUUAACUCAAACAAAACCAUCCGAGGACAUAGAUCAUCUUUGUGCUUUGUCUUUGAGCGGAGCAGAGCAGUCCAGCUGUUGAACACGGAUAUUCAGGCUUUUCUUUUCAACAGUUUCAAGUCAUCUCUAAAAAGCUUUCUCUAAUUCAUCAUGGUCGUGGUGAUAGGGGCGGUUCGCUUGGGCAAUAUUAGCAUGUUGUGCGACUUGUGAGAGACUUGAUGGACUUCACAGCAGUUCAAGCCGAGCGCUAAUCCACUCAAGACUGUAAAAUAUUGAAGUGAGCCACCAUGCCUCUGCACUGAAUCUGUGAUGUUUUGGUUUAAGAAAUGAGGGGAAGAAGGAGGAGGAGGAGGGUUAGGAAGGCUGAAGUUGAGGGGCCCCUGUCUGGAAAAGAGUGGCGGGGGUAAAAAAUGGGAGCCAAAGAAGAACUGGAACGGUGGAGUGAGUGUGUGUGAAGGGGGUAAGGGAGGGAGGGAGGGAGGAGGGGGAGAAAAGAAAGAAAGAGGGGUGGGGGGGCAGGAGAGUGAGCGGGAUUGAUGGAGAGGGAGAAAGUAUUGAUUGAAGAGAGAGGGGCGACUGAAGUGGGUUAAGUGAGAUCUCUUAAUCUGUGUUUGUCCCACUGUGAGGGGAAGUGCUCAGUCUGAGAGAGGAGAGGCCUACCUCAAGAGUCACACACACACACACACACACACACACACACACACACACACACACACACACACACACACUCAGCUGAAUGGGAAGUUUUCGGACACUGGUUUUUUUACUUAAAUGAGAACUCCGUGGAUGUGAGCUCAGAGGUUUAAAUGUGGUUGUCAUGAUGAGAUAAGGUUUUUCGUGGCCGGAUUACAAACUCGUAUCGUCACUUUGUGCUCGUUGUAUUCUGCUGACUCAGCACUCUGUAAUCAAUACUGUGAACAAAGUGAUCCGCAGCAUCAACCUAAAACGUCGAUGCUCUGAAAUAACAGAGGACGCUGACCUCAGGGAUCUCCAAAGUUUUCAUGAGGAAUCUCAUCACUCUCUCGUCCACAGAAACCCCCCACCUGGCCCAGGACCUGGAGGACCGCAGCGUGGUUGUCGGCGACACGGUGGCCCUGCAGUGCAAAGCGCUGGGCAGCCCGCCGCCGCGCAUCACCUGGCUGCGCAACGACCAGCCGCUCCGCCCGUCCGACAGACACCACUUCACCCCGGGGAACCAACUGCUGGUCAUCGGCUCGGCUUCGCUGGAGGACGCCGGCCGCUACACCUGCCUCAUGUCCAACACGCUGGGCACUGAGCGCGCUCACAGCCAGCUGGUGGUGACACGGCGCCCCAGCCCCUGCAUGGCGCCGACGGGGCCGAGCACAGUCACGAUUGGGAUUAUUGUCAUCGCCGUGGUGACGAGUAUUGUAGUGACGUCGCUGGUGUGGGUGUGUAUCAUCUACCAGACCAGGAAGAAGAGCGAGGAGUGCAGUGUGACCAACACAGGUGAGUGUGAGAGUGUUGAUCUGUGAGGCAUUUGGUGUAAAUUUCUGCAUAACCCUGGUCUUCAAAGUCUACCUCUAACUGUUGAUACGGUGUACUAUCCAGGGUUUAUCAUCGGAGGUAAUAAAACCUGAGAAUAUUUGGCACGUUGUCUCGACUAAACCUUGACAAUCAAAGACGGCCUUUCAGCUCUUCUAACAUUUUUGCGUCUCUGUUUUUCGUCUCCUCUAGAUGAGACGAUCGUUCCCCCAGAUGUACCCAGCUACCUCUCCUCCCAGGGCACGCUCUCCGAACGCCAAGAUGUGUGUAUCCGCGUCGAGGCAGGUGGUGGACCUCAGCCCAACGGACACAUCGUAGACACCACAGGUACCUCACAGUUCCUCCGCCGAUGUUUGUGCUCCCCAGCAGUUUCUCCCACUUCCCCUGAGAAAAAAGCCGCUGCGCUGCAUAACCAUGAAAGGGGCGCUGCUGUUCGUGAACGCCUGCUCAGCAUCAGAGAUAAUUACUGCAGACGCCCUGACCGCAGUGUUGACAUUCAUUUGUUGAUUUUCUGCCUUCAAACCUUUUUUUUUUUUCUCUCUUUCCCUGCCUGCAGGAUUUGACGGUGCAGUGGUAUGUACAGACUGUAUGGAGAACAGCAGCAGCUACUCCAAAGAUCCAGAUUACCUGACACAUGGGUUUGGUCCUGCUGGGGGGAUGGAGUACCAACAGCACUUGGUACCCCCACCACACUCCUACUGCCACCCAGGGGAGCAGCAUGACAGGGAGACAGUGUCAACCCCACUCUGCAACGGGACACCCAACGGGAUCCGAAAGGACUUCCAUGGGCUUCCGAAAAACCACAACACGUUACAAUCGAGGGAUAGAAAAGGUGAGGAGAUCUGUGAGUAGGACAAACUGUAAUAAAUAUGCCAACAAAUGCGAACAGUCUUAACCCAGAAAGGAACACUGACUCUGUUUUUCUUGGAAUACUAAAUAUACGAGGUGGAGCGAUUAGAAACCAUCAGCCGUUUAGGAAACCUUCUCAGCGUGAAUUCCUUUGAAUGUGAUAGUUGAAGGAUUGGCUCAUUGCAGCAUCUGACAGUGUAUCUUAGUUUUACGCCCAGAGCCCCUCAGGAGAUCACUCUGUAAAGACGCGCUGAACUCUCCUCGCUGCCAAACUGCACGCCUGGGCCUGUUCUGGGAUUCGUCUCCUUUAGCGAGGAGUAAUACCAGUGGCCUCCAAAUACCAAUUCUCACCUCCGCAUGUCAACGCAGCCCUGUGCAUACAUUCCACUGCCUCUCUUUUCUAAAGCUGAAUGCAUAUUUGUCUGCACACAUGUCACGUCACUGACUCUGUUUCUCUUUCCUCUCCUCCUCCUCCCCCCCUACAGUGCCGGCAUGCUCUCCAUCACAAGAGGACUCCUUCCACAAGCCGGUGAAGCUGACCCCUGUGACAUGCCAUGGCCACUUGGACAGUGACUGUGAGCCUGAGCUCAGGCAGACUCUUCUGUCUAAUGGACACACCCUCAGAGCCUCUCAGAACGAGAGCGCGCCCCUAAGGAGAGCCAGCGACUAGCAGGCGCUCCGAAGAGCCUGAAUUAUAGACUCGCUUCAGCGGAGUGGACUUUAAUCUUUUUUUUUGCACUGGGAAAUAAACUGCUACCUCAUACCGAGGCGAUUGAUCCGAAACCUCCUGGAUCUGGACUGUAAGCACCGAGAGAGAGAAAGGAGGGGGAGGGGCAUCCGGAGUGUGAAGGCGGAGCUUGUGUGGGUGGCGUCCCAUCUGAGCGUUUCAGCUGUACAUAGUUAAAAACCUUCGUUUGGGAGGUGACCAAUAAGAAUUCUAGCUCCAGAAAAUGUGACUUGCAUUUGAAGCAUGUAAAUGUAGGGAAUCUUGUACAGUGUAUGUUUGUGCAGAGGAGAGAGAGAAAUAUACCUUUGGACAUUUGACUGUACAUAAGAGUUUUCUUAUAUUAUAUAUUAUAUAACUUUUACAGAAGAGUAUUUGAAUUUAUGUGCAUGACAAGGAAAGGAGUGAUGGUAUUUUUAUUUUUCUUCAGAAAAAAAAAACAACAACCUUUUUCAGCUUUUACCAACUUUCAGCUGCGGUGCCUUAUUGCAUAAUCAAAGAAAACUCAAGAGAGUAUAUCAAGAGACUUUGGUGAGAGAAACUGGUUCACUCUUUAUAGCAAACACUUGAUUGCACUUGAAUGUUUUUUGACAAACGUUGCCAAACUCGGCCUUACAGAAACACAGUUCAGACUCAUUGUUUUUGAAUGAAGGAAGAGCUUUGAUGUGAAUUAUUUGAGUACGUCGAGCUGGGAUAUUUGAGGGCAAUAAGUUAAAGCACUUUCAUAUUCGAUUCAUACUCAAGCUGAUAAUGUACGUGGUAUCUCUUUCUCUUACAUUCUACAUCCAUAAGUACAGCAUACUGCAACAUUAAGGCUCUUCCAUCUGUUUUACAACUCUUUAAGGUACUGCAAAGCUGCUCUGAUCUAGCUUAGGGGAAACAAUUUCUCUGUUCUCUGAUGUUUGCUUAUUUGUCCUGCAGAGUGACUUUGCAACCAGAUGUGCUAAAAAGUCAACGCCCACAGCUGUUAAAGCCAGUAAUGAUCUUCCUGAGUGGACACCUGUUGUAUUUUCAUGGUUGUAUUCAUAAUGACACCCACAGCAAUGUGCACUAAGGCACUGACAUUGAAUUGGCUCAAAGUGAAAUUCAGAGAUUGAAUGCUAGAGGGAUUAAGGACAGAUGGAGAAUCAGGGAGAAUAGUGUUUUGUGUUACUGCUGUAAUGUGCCUCAACAUACACCACUGUGCACUCACAAGGCAAACGGCCAGUAAUUCUGCCUCCGUCACAUCGACCAGUAAGUUUUCAUCAUGAUCACUACAAUGUUUCAGGUAACCAAAGGUGCGGCCUCAUGCUGUGAACAGUUAGGAAGCCUGUGAAAUGUGCUCGAACCAAACUCUGAGGAUUAAUGCAGUCAGGCUUAUUACAAAAGGCUCACAAAUCAAAGUAGUUACAUUGUCUAGUGUGUGUGUGUGUGUGUGUGUGUGUGUGUAUGUGUGUGUGUGUGUGUGUGUGUGUGUGUGUGUGUGAGUGCGCUCUGUUACCUGUGGCCUUAUCAAGGUAAACUGGAGGACAUACUCCUCUGGUUACACCUGAUAGCACCAGUCAGAGGUGAUUUUACCAGCAAGACCUAUAAGAGAACCCCCUGUUAGGAAACCAACCCCGGUGCAGCAGGUAAAAGGGACAAGAGGAAGUGAGGUGCAGCUGAGUAAUUUAUUGAACCAUUGUACCAAUGUCAAAGCUGAAACAGUGAAGUGUCUAACAUGGCAUUGAAGUGUCUAAUAAAAUCCCAUUUUGCUAUUA
Molecule: messenger RNA, 37158 nt
Organism: Xyrichtys novacula (pearly razorfish)
Lineage: Eukaryota; Metazoa; Chordata; Actinopteri; Labriformes; Labridae
Source: the annotation of a GenBank genome assembly